Molecule: messenger RNA, 1628 nt
Organism: Actinia tenebrosa (Australian red waratah sea anemone)
Lineage: Eukaryota; Metazoa; Cnidaria; Anthozoa; Actiniaria; Actiniidae
Product: small ribosomal subunit protein uS3mA
Biological process (GO): translation
Cellular component (GO): mitochondrion
Source: RefSeq, a predicted model, not a curated record
GGAUUAUGGGGCAAUUUAACAAAAAAUCAAAAUGGCGGACUAAGUUGGGAUGUUUUUUCUUUGCAUUAUAUUUUAAUUAUUGAGGCCUUGUUGUAUCGUUAACGAGCGAUGGCUGGCCGAGCUUGCGUAAAUGUUAUCAAGAAGUCUUUUUUACAGUUAUCUCGUAAUGGGAUCAAUCCAAAAGUAUCAACCUGUUAUUCUGCCAUGAAUCAUUAUCCUGAAAUACUAGGAAUCAUGGGGGUCAGAUUUGCUACAAAAGCUAAGCCACUGAAAGGAGGUGUGAAAACCAAAGCAGUACCAGGUUACAGGGUUGCAGUCACAAAAGGAUUUGAAUCACAGCAUACAGGAAGUCUGAAGGGUAGCUAUGGAGCAUCGGAUAGAUUACUUGACGAUGUCAUGAUGCGGAAAUACAUAGAGGGAGUUUUCUAUGACCAUGUAGACUCUGACAUUGUUAUCAAGAGAAGAGAUAACCGUAUUAUUAUAGCUUUUGUUGUCAAAAGGGACUGUGACGUUAAUAAGUUUUAUUUUCUAACUGCAAUGAGUGAAAAGUUACUUAGUGAGGUAUUUAGCUGUAUUGUUAAGUUUGAGCCACAGUCAUCUGCUAUUUAAUUUGAUUAUAGCUAAAAAUAUUGUUUAGUUUUAUUUCUGUUUUAUACUUAGUUUGCUUUUCGUGUUACAGUGAUACAUCAUUCUUAACCCAGAAAGCUGAGAAGGAUCUGGGUAUGAGAAUGAGUGAUACUUCCAUUAAGUGGAUCCCUGGUACUUUGGAGUCGUCAUUAGUGGGGAGGGUCUGGGACAGAAACUAAUAAUAGCUUAUUAAGCAGAUAAUAUAUGGUAAAACAAACCACUAUUCAGCAGACACCAGCGAAGAUCUUGACAGUUUAAAGGUGUCCACUUAAUAGAGGUACCACUUCAAUUCCUAAUCUAAGAUACUUUUUCAAAUUUCCAUCAAUGAUGUGUGUGGUGCAACGCCUCUGCCUUUUCUUUUUCUCUGACCUAGUCAAUUCCACUUUGGCUUUUGUUUGACUAAUUUACAAUUGUCAUGGCUAGAAAAUGUUUGGCAUUUUGAUGGUCAGAAGUCGCUUAUAUUGAAGAAACAUAAAAACAAACAAGGCAAUUUAUUCAUUUUUUCCCUUGACAUCAUAGCCACCAUCUUGGAUGAAUUUAGCCUAUGUGCAGACCGUAUUUAUUAACGACAGUUAAAUUCGGUCUGAAUGCAGGCUAGGAUGAAUUAACAAAAGAAUUGUCAAUGAAUUUUUUCGUUACAUCAUCCAACAUAUAAUGCUUUUUACUUGCAAUAAUGCAAAUGUUUCAGCUAGACCUUUUCUACUAAAAUACUGCAUUCAAAAAGCAUUGUUAUAAAUCCUGCAUAUUUUGGACCAAAGACGACGAGAUAUAGAACUACAAUAUUUCGACUACAUCUCGUCGUCUUUGGUCCAAAAUUUGGAUUUAUAAAGAUGCUCCCUACUCGGAACCAUUUUCAUUGUAUUUCACUUAAAACUGUCAGACCGACAUGGUUUAUGUAAACUUUAAAUUUGCAUCUCUGAGUAAGGUAGAAUGAAACAUCAGUGACUGUCAGCUUCAUGGCUAUGGAUACAGAUGCUGAACAUGACCUACCACAAGACAAA